UUACGUACCAACCAAACCCGGGUAACACUUGCGGUUAGUAAAGAUAAUAUAAACCUUUACAGCAGAAGCAUUUCAGUAGGUUUUGAAUAUGGCGGAACCAUUCAAUGAAAAUGAAGCUCAAACUGCUUUCAUGUGUCAGUUUUGCGAUCAACAGAAUGUUAAAUGGAAAUGCGAGGACUGUGGUGUUUACCUAUGUAACGCGUGCAAAGAGAAAAUUCAUCCAAGACUGAAGUCAUCAGAUAAGCACAAGAUCAUAUCUAUUAGAGAAAUUGGAAAGAUGCCAUGUUUCGACGAUGAGCCAUGGUAUCAUGGGAAAAUGUCACGUGAAGAAGCAUUGGUGUUACUGCAAAAAUACAAAUACAUGGGGGACGGUGCUUUUCUCGUACGAGAAAGUGAAACAUCCAGUGGAAAGUAUUCAUUGGAUGUAUUAGUAAAUGGGGAACCAGUUCAUACAAGGAUAUUCACAAAAGAGGAGUCCGGACGGUUGAGGUAUUUUUCCAGAGAUGAUGAAAUGUUUGAUAGUCUUAACGAAGUUAUCGAACUUUUAAAACGAAAAAAGCGUAAAACGAAAAACGGUGUUUCUAUUAAAGAAUUUACACUUGUUGAACCUAUUCCGAAAGAAACCAUCUGUGACAAAUAA
This is a messenger RNA of Mytilus trossulus (common blue mussel), 640 nucleotides long. RefSeq names its product GRB2-related adapter protein-like. NCBI's taxonomy places the organism in Eukaryota, Metazoa, Mollusca, Bivalvia, Mytilida, Mytilidae. The record is from RefSeq and is a predicted model, not a curated record. Bases 89 to 640 code for a protein of 183 amino acids. Gene Ontology annotation, molecular function: signaling adaptor activity; zinc ion binding; receptor tyrosine kinase binding. The transcript has 4 exons. Gene Ontology annotation, biological process: cell migration; signal transduction.